GCUGCGAAAACCAAAGGGAGAAAAACAUAACAACCCUCUCAUCUUCUUCGUCUUCGUCUUUUUUUUCUCAAAUUCAGACAAAAAUCUCUGAAGAGAAAAAAUAAAAACGGCAAAAAGUUUGGUAUGCAUUAGUGUAAAUGGAUGAUUCUGAGAAAUUGACAGCUUUGAAGAGGGCCUAUGCUGAUAUAAUCCUUAACACUGCGAAAGAAGCUGCGGGGCGUAUUUUGUCGUCUGAGAGAAAAGCUCUCCGGUAUGAGAGGGAGCUCUUUUCAACUAAAGAAGAAGCACUUCAGAUGCUUCUUAGGCUUAAAAAGACCUUUGAUUUUAAGGUAAUUGAAGCAGAUAAAGCAUCUUUGAGUCAGCAGAGAAAGAUUGAAGAGCUAGAAGCUCAAUUGCAGGAAGCUGAGGAUAUAGUGAGAGAUCUCAGGGAAGAGUUGAGUGAGGUGCAUGCCAAAUUGGAGAAUACAAAGAAAAACCAAGCAACAGCACUGGAUGAGAGAAAUUUAAAGCGUGAUACAACUACACAUGAAAAUGGAAUUUCUCCAAUAAACAACCAAGUGGAGUCUUUGAAUGAGCAAAAUUUAGAGAGUGAUAUUACUACACAUGAAAAUGGACUUCACAAUGCUGAGUCUACAUUUUCUCAGCCUAAUUCACAACUUGAUCCAGAAAAAAAUUCUGGCUUGCACAAAAUUUUGAAUGGAAAAUUUGAAGGUAGCAUAUGUUACAGUGCAGACAAUUCUCACGCGAAUCAAUGCUACAAUGAUACCCCUGGGUUUGUUUCUUUGGUAAUGAGAAGGAAAGAGCCUGAGCUGUACAAGAAUGGAUGUACUCAGAGAAUUCGUGCAAUUGAAAGAAAGUUGUUGGAUGGAGAUUCACCCGACUCCAAAUUAAAUAAUGAUGCAAAAGAUGGGACAUUCAUUGGUAGAAAUGAUGACGGCGAAGGGGUACAUGUAAUGUGUACUCUAAAGGAUGAAAAUUAUGUGGUACAAGAAACCCCAUGUACAACCAAAGUGACCCUUAUAGAUUAUAGCCAUGUCCUGGAGAUUCCCUACAAAUCUUUUCGGAAAAAGAGGAGAAGAGCAGCUAGAUAUAAGAAAUCUUUAGUUACUUCAUGCAAAAAUGUUCCUCAUAAUCUGGUCAAGGAAAAUUUUCAAGAAGAGUCUGGUCUUAUAGUUGAUAAUGAAAAUGAAUUGAUCAAUUCUUGCAUGAAAACUGUAGAGGAACUUGGUAAAGAAACAAUACCCGCUUCAUCUCCAAAAUAUGAUGGAAUUGAAUUGAAUACACCGUCAAGAUGUGCAGAUGCUACAGGAAGUCAUGUGGAGGCAACUGGUGAAGAUGAGGCCUCAAUUAAUAAAUCGGAUUUGACAAGACGGGAAAGUUUAUUAGUGGAGCUGGAGGUUCCACCUUGCAAAACAGAUCUUCAGGAACAUAAGGAAUCAGAAGGCAAAUUGGGUGCGAAAGUAUCUGAUUUAGAUAAUGGGGUUGAAGGUCCACCUGUAGGUAGUAAGUUUCUUAAGUACACAUUUCGAAGAAAACGCAAGAAAAGUGCUUUAUGCAGUCCUGAACAAAACAGUUCUUUAAAAAGAAACACUGCCGAGAAACAGAAUGAUUCUCUGGAGCCACAAAGCUCCGGCUUGAUAACUGAUUCAUCUCGGGAUAGUCGACGAUUAGCACAAGUUGCUCACCAGCUUAUUUCUUUGUCAGAGAAGAAAUGGUGGUAGCAAAGGCCAAGAGGACAUUUUCAGAGAAAAUCAAACUCAAAUCUCUCUACUGAAGAAGGUUUUUGGUUAGGAAUAGGUAGAUGAUGAGUUGUAGAUCACCAAGUAACUAAUUUAGUAUAUCAUUAACUACAGUUAUUGUAUUUCAAAUCCCUUUCUCAAAAGUCAAAAGUCAAAACAAUGAAGUUAAUUUAUAUUUUGCAAUUUCCAUUCUUGGAUAAUUUCUGAGUGAUUGGUAUAUCAAUAUAUUGCAAUAUUACCCAUUGUUAUAUUA
Messenger RNA from Humulus lupulus (European hop), 1992 nucleotides. RefSeq lists its product as uncharacterized. NCBI's taxonomy places the organism in Eukaryota, Viridiplantae, Streptophyta, Magnoliopsida, Rosales, Cannabaceae. The transcript is spliced from 4 exons. The record is from RefSeq and is a predicted model, not a curated record. The coding region runs from base 138 to 1721 and encodes 527 amino acids.